AUGGUGCUCUGGAAAGGCCGCUUCUCUGCGGUGCUCGCUGUCUUCGUCGCUCUCGGUCUUUGUGGCGUCGCGGUUGGGACCACUUCAGUCGCCCUGCAGCCUGUCCUAACGCCUAUCCCUGAUCGCCCUUCACACUCCCGUCGCUUGUCCAGCGACGUCCAAUUUAAUAACCGCCGCGCUGCGUAUGUUGCGUCCAUAAAAGUUGGAGACCAAAACCUAAACGUUCUGUUCGAUACCGGCUCCUCUGACCUAUGGACAGCCUCUUCGAACUGCUCGACCGCUUCGUGUUCAGGCUCGGGCGUUCCCAAAUACACCGCAUCUCCAUCACUCCAAGUUUCGUCAGGAUCCUUCGAUCUGGGUUACAUGGUCGGCUCGGUGUCAGGAAGUAUCGCGUCGGAGACGGUUACUCUAGGGUCGUACCAAAUUGUGGCCCAGACAUUUGGGCUGGUAAAGGAUGUGCAAGACAUGGACCUAUCGCAGCUAGGCAACAGCGGUGUACUUGGACUUGCGUUCCCUGCUGCUGCUUCCGUCGCCGUAACUGCAGGGCAGCCUAUCUUGGAGAACUUAUUCUCAUACUUUGACGACGAUCAGCGCUACUUCGCCUUCCGACUCGGAAGAGCUGCAGACGACUCCUCAUUUACCAUCGGACACCUUGACGAAGAUAUAGCUAAUUCAACUGAGAGUAUCGUCUAUACCCCUGUCUACUCUCAAAGAAUGCCGGAUUACGACUAUUGGAAGCUACCUCUACACUCAAUCACGCUCAAUUCGACACUCAACCUGACCUCGGACGCUCAUCUCUCGAAGUCCAAGAUCUCUGGUUCGCCUACGCCCAUCGCCGUUCUCGAUACCGGGACGACUUUUAUUCUUGGCCCGAAGGAUGACGUUCGGCUGUUCUGGACUACCGUCGGGGGUGCUAGGCAGAACGAUGCUGGGAACUGGGAAGUCCAGUGUAAUAGAGCUGUGUCAGUCGGUUUUGUACUUGGGGAUGAUAAGACUGGUAGUGUGAAAGAGUACCUGGUGGAUCCGAUGGAUAUCAAUCAGCAGACCACCAACGCCGGUGGCUGGUGUACGGGCGGAAUACAAGGUUCAGACUUCGUAAACUCAGGCGAUUGGAUCUUAGGGGUCGCUUUCCUUCGCGUAGGUGUCUUGCAGAACGUCUACGCCAUCCACCAUGGUGCCACAUCGUCUGAUCCACCGCGCAUCGGCCUUCUCAACACUACAGACUCUUCCGCAUCACUCGAGCACUUCCGUGAAGUGCGCGGCGACGACACGAACCCCGCCCUCGACCCUUCAGCUGAAGUCGAGCCUCGGUACGAUGGCAAUCGCGCACAUCUCAAUGGGUUGGCUAUUCUGGGCAUCGUGAUCACUGGGAGCUUCGUGUUAGGUGUGGUGAUAUACUGGAUUGUACAACAUUGUGUACCGUGGCUGUUUUUCUAG
Molecule: messenger RNA, 1437 nt
Organism: Stereum hirsutum FP-91666 SS1
Lineage: Eukaryota; Fungi; Basidiomycota; Agaricomycetes; Russulales; Stereaceae
Product: acid protease
Exons: 6
Coding region: 1-1437 (478 amino acids)
Biological process (GO): proteolysis
Molecular function (GO): aspartic-type endopeptidase activity
Source: RefSeq, a predicted model, not a curated record